GGAGCCAUGGCGACAACAGCUCAGUAUAUUCCGAGGAAUAACUCCUUACCGUCCAACCCGCUCAUGCAUCCGGAUUCGGAUAGGAUGCACCAGGGGACGACCUACAGAGAGGUGCAGAAAAUGAUGCACCACGAGUACUUGCAAGGGCUCGCGGCGACCAACACGGGACACCCGAUGAGCCUGACGCACCACCAGUGGCUGCCCACGUCCAACACCGACUGGUCCAGCGGCACCCACAUCGGACAGCAGGAGCACAAAGCCAGCGUGCAGGCGAGCCGGGACGACCUGAGCUCCGGUUUCCACCACAGAUCUCACCUGGUGCACCAGCAGACGCAGGGUGGCCACCAUGGCUCGUGGGCGCCUACCACGACCCACCACUUAUCCCCGCUGUCCCCAGCAUCCAACGGCCACCAGUCUCUCGUCUACUCCCAGCCUGGAUACACAAACCUCAACGCCAUGCUGAGCCCCCAGCCCGGAUCCCUGCACCACGGCAUGCGGGACCCGCUCCACGACGACUCGGGCAGCCACGACAACCAGAUGGAGUCGCCCCAGCAGGCGUUCAGCCACCACCAGGACCACUCGGACGAGGACGCGCCCAGCUCCGACGACCUGGAGCAGUUCGCCAAGCAGUUCAAGCAGCGGCGGAUCAAACUGGGCUUUACGCAGGCAGACGUGGGCUUGGCCUUGGGCACCCUGUAUGGAAACGUCUUUUCUCAGACCACAAUCUGCAGGUUUGAGGCGCUGCAGCUCAGCUUCAAGAACAUGUGCAAACUUAAGCCGCUCCUAAACAAGUGGCUGGAGGAGACAGACUCCAACACGGGCAGUCCCACCAAUUUGGACAAGAUCGCAGCGCAGGGCAGGAAACGAAAGAAGAGGACCUCCAUCGAAGUGGGGGUGAAAGGGGCGCUGGAGAAUCAUUUCUUAAAAUGCCCAAAGCCGUCUGCUCAUGAAAUCAGCACUUUAGCCGGCACUCUGCAGCUGGAAAAAGAGGUUGUCCGUGUUUGGUUUUGCAACAGAAGACAAAAAGAGAAAAGAAUGACACCAGUGGGGGUCCCUCACCCGAAUAUGGAGGACGUAUAUUCCCAGGCAGAGACCCCUCCUCUACACCGCACACUACAGAGUCCUGUGCAGUGACUGUUUUCAUGAACAAUCCCAGCAUUUCUGCAGGGGGGGAGAGAAAAGGGAAAAGGGACUGUGGAGUUUACAGUAUUUAAGUUUGGCUUUUGUUAUUUUGAAUCCUGAGAGAACAGAGACAUGGGGGGAAAGUUGGGAUGAGUUUGUGCCCGUAGUAUCCGGAGAUGUCCAGCAAAUAGAGGAGAAAUGUUAAGAAAAAAACACGAAAAAAGAACAAAAAUAGUUACUGAUUCCGUGCGCAUUUAAAGUGAAACAAAGAUUUUAUUUACCAAAAUUAUAUGGAGAGUCAAUCUGAAAUCCCAUGGCUGUUUCUAAUGGGGACUAAUGAAAUGUGGCAUCUCCUGGUGUUCACCUGAAAAUGAUCAAACACUGGAGAUUUUUCCUUUUUUUUGAUUUUGCUUUGUCAGGCUUCAACUGAUUAACCAGAUUUUCUGAAUAUUCGUGUUGUUUGUUCUAUUGAGUGUGAUGUUUUGGUUUGGAACUGUCUUUAUGAUUUUUCUAACUCAUCAGAGCCUCCAGUUUUUUUCUGUUCUCAGUGGGAGUCGAUGGUGAGAAAGUGUUGGAAAUUAUGGCACCCAAAACACCCCUAAUUAGACCUAUUUAAGAGAAUAUCCAAUGCAGCUGGGCGCAUGCGUCCUGCUUGCAUGCCUUAAAAAUAUUUAAAGCUUUGCAGCU
This is a messenger RNA of Cheilinus undulatus (humphead wrasse), 1809 nucleotides long. It is a transcript of the gene pou3f1, whose product is annotated as POU class 3 homeobox 1. Gene Ontology annotation, cellular component: nucleus. Bases 7 to 1134 code for a protein of 375 amino acids. NCBI's taxonomy places the organism in Eukaryota, Metazoa, Chordata, Actinopteri, Labriformes, Labridae. The record is from RefSeq and is a predicted model, not a curated record. Gene Ontology annotation, molecular function: RNA polymerase II cis-regulatory region sequence-specific DNA binding; DNA-binding transcription factor activity, RNA polymerase II-specific. The transcript has a single exon. Gene Ontology annotation, biological process: regulation of transcription by RNA polymerase II; brain development.